AUGAACUUCACACAGUCCCUUGGCGCUCGUGCAUCUGCAGCAGUCCUCUACGCUCACCAUGCCGCCGCCCAACGCUUUAGCAAUGCACAGAACCUGGCCGUCUACUGGGGACAGAACUCCUAUGGUGCCGCCUCAGGCGGCCUGGAACAGAUGAACAUCUCCACCUACUGCCAGAACGCCAACAUCGAUAUCAUCCCCAUGGGCUUCGUAGUCAACAUCACCACCAGCCCCGGCGGCCAACCUCAGAUCAACUUCGCCAACCAAGGCUACCAAUGCGGCAUCUUCCCCGGCACAAACCUCUGGAACUGCCCAACCUACACCGCCGAGAUCAACCAAUGCCAGCAAGCCUACGGCAAGACAAUCCUCCUCUCCAUUGGCGGCGCAACCUAUCACGAGCGCGGCUUCCCCUCCAAAGCCGCUGCUGAAGCCUACGCCCAACUCAUCUGGAACACCUUCGGCCCCGUCAACUCCUCCAGCAACGCUCUCCGCCCCUUCGGCUCCGCCGUAGUAGAUGGCUUCGACCUCGACCUCGAAGACGGAAACAACUACUUCCGCGCCUUCGGCCUCAAGCUCCGUGCCCUCAUGAACGCCAACAAUUCCAAGCGAUUCUACCUCACCGCCGCACCACAAUGUCCCUAUCCAGACGCCAACCUGAACCCCCUCCUCAACGACCCCAACGGCGCCGUCCCCUUCGACGCGCUCUUCGUCCAGUACUACAAUAACGUAGGCUGUGACCUCCGCGCAUAUAACAUCGCCGCAGGCGCCACGCAGAGGAACUUCAACUUCCAAACCUGGUCCAACUACGCCAAAUCGUCCGCCUCGGCUAACAAGAACUGCAAGGUAUUCCUAGGUGUUCCAGGCAACAUCGGCGGAGCCCAGAGUGGAAGCUAUAGGACUGCGGCGCAGCUGAAGCCGAUUAUUAAUUACUGCAAGAGUUUCAGUAAUUUUGGGGGCGUAAUGGUGUGGGAUGCGAGUCAGGCGUAUGCGAAUAAGCCGUUUUUGGCGGAUCUGAAGACGAGCCUUAAGGCGGCGAGGACGAGGAGGAGGCAUGAGGGUGGGGAGAGGCAUGGGCAUGGGCAUGGAAGGAGGCAUUGGAAUGUGGAGAGGGUUGUUAAGAGGGAGCAGAUGGAGUAG
Messenger RNA from Fulvia fulva, 1134 nucleotides. Its product is annotated as Class III chitinase. Gene Ontology annotation, molecular function: chitinase activity. The record is from RefSeq and is a predicted model, not a curated record. Gene Ontology annotation, biological process: carbohydrate metabolic process. Bases 1 to 1134 code for a protein of 377 amino acids. NCBI's taxonomy places the organism in Eukaryota, Fungi, Ascomycota, Dothideomycetes, Mycosphaerellales, Mycosphaerellaceae. Gene Ontology annotation, cellular component: extracellular region. The transcript has a single exon.